Prorocentrum cordatum is the source of this 928-nucleotide messenger RNA. NCBI's taxonomy places the organism in Eukaryota, Dinophyceae, Prorocentrales, Prorocentraceae. The record is from the annotation of a GenBank genome assembly.
GUGCGCAACGACCAGCGUCGUGCCCUCCGCCGAGGCGUCGAGCGAGGAGUGCGACUUCAUCGUCAUCAAGAAGUGGGCCUUCCGUCGGGUCGACGGCUUCCCAGCGGGCCAGGUCUGCGCGGCGCGCGACGGCGCCGCUGUGUUCAUCUGGAACGAUGGCGACAGGUGGAUGUGCAAUAACAUGAAGUGCAAGGACGCGCAGAAGCCGACGCAGAGGUCCGAUCGGACGCCGCCGGGGAAGACGAAGAACACCGGCGACGUGGGCAGCGGCCCCAAGGAGCCGAAGGGCAACGGCAAGGGCUCGGGCGGCGCUGGCGGCGGCGAUGGCGCCAAGGGCGACGACGCCAAGACGCUGAAGGGCGCGGGCGGCGCUGGCGAGGCCGAGGGCGCCAAGGGCGGCAAGGCCAGGAAGCGCAAGAGCAAGGGCGGCCCUGGCGACGGCGAGAGCGUCGACGGCGAGAAGGGCAUCGGCAAUGGCUCGGACGGCGCUGCUGUCGGCGACGGCGAGAAGGGCAUCGACGAGGGCUCGGACGGAGCUGGUGACGCCGACGGCGCGGGCCGCGGCCGCGGCCGCGGCCGCCGCGGCAGGGGCAGGGGCAAGAGCAACAGCAAGCAGGAGGCCCCCGAGGAGGAGAACGACGGCGAGAAGGCCAGCGGCAAGGGCGCCAGCAGCGCUGGCGCCCGCGGCCGCGGUGGCCGCGGCCGCGGCAGCGGCAACGGCAAGCAGGUGACCACCGCCGAGGGCGAGGGCGGCACGGGCAGCAACAAGGGCGCCCAGGGCGAGGACGAGGACGACAAGGGCAGCGGCGCGCAGCAGGACGCCGCGCAGGCCGUCGGCAAGUGGAACCCGAACCCCGACCCGCGGGAGGUGGUCCAGGCCGAGAUCGCGGAGGCGAAGGAGCUGUGCCAGGCGCUGGGCCGCUACAAG